UUUACUUGCAGUCUCAUUUUUUCAAUCAGCAAGCUCACGUCGGCGGCUACUAGUAUUUUUGGUGGGUAGGCGAAAAUGGUGAAAGGACGCCAAGGUGAACGUGUCAGACUCUACACCAGGGGAACUGUUCUCGGUUACAAGAGGUCAAAGUCGAACCAGUAUCCGAACACGUCGUUGGUUCAGAUUGAGGGAGUGAACACAAAGGAAGAGGUAGCAUGGUACCAAGGGAAACGUAUGGCGUACAUUUACAAAGCUAAGGUGAAGAAGGAUGGAUCGCACUAUCGUUGCAUUUGGGGAAAGGUUACUAGGCCCCACGGUAACACUGGUAUCGUUCGUGCCAAGUUCACGUCCAAUCUUCCUCCUAAAGCCAUGGGUGCUAGAGUUAGGGUGUUCAUGUACCCAAGCAACAUCUAAGUUUCUAGCCGAGGGGAGAAAAGAAGAUGUUGGUGGUGUUUAAAUGGUUUCCUAUAACAAUUUUGUGAUCGUUACUUUUGUUUAAUGGGAUAUAUGUAAAGCAAUGAGAUUCUGUGGCACUUGAUGAUGCUACAAAAUUCUUAUGUUUAAGUGAAUUUGAAUUUAUGUUUAAUUUAGCUAAUCGAGCAGACUUUGGAAUUAA
This is a messenger RNA of Erigeron canadensis, 616 nucleotides long. RefSeq names its product 60S ribosomal protein L35a-1-like. Gene Ontology annotation, biological process: cytoplasmic translation; ribosomal large subunit biogenesis. The coding region runs from base 76 to 414 and encodes 112 amino acids. The transcript has 4 exons. NCBI's taxonomy places the organism in Eukaryota, Viridiplantae, Streptophyta, Magnoliopsida, Asterales, Asteraceae. Gene Ontology annotation, molecular function: structural constituent of ribosome. The record is from RefSeq and is a predicted model, not a curated record. Gene Ontology annotation, cellular component: ribosome; cytosolic large ribosomal subunit.